Cuscuta campestris is the source of this 1983-nucleotide messenger RNA. Lineage: Eukaryota; Viridiplantae; Streptophyta; Magnoliopsida; Solanales; Convolvulaceae. The record is from the annotation of a GenBank genome assembly.
AAGGUGGCAGCCACGAAGGAAAUACGAGUGAAGACCAAUUGAAUAUUCAUAAAUUCACCGUCCCGCGCCUUUGAUUUCCUGCCAUUCAAUCCUUCCAUCUCCACACGCCGUCUAUUUGCACUUCAUCUCCCCUUCCCCCCAACUACGUGUGUAUAUAUAUGCGCCUUCAAUCCCACCAUUCCCACCAAACCCUCCACCAGAUUCAUUUAUCUUUUCGAAAUUCAAACCUUCGUUCCCCUCUCAGAUUAGAUUUAAUUAAUAGACGAAAAGAAAUGCUUAAUUUUGAUCGGAAAGCGGAUAUGGUUUCCCCUGAUUUGCCUAAAAAAUCUCCCAGGGUUUUGAAUAAGCAUCAUAUCUCUAUUCCGCCCCCGCCGCCGCCGGUUCAUGAGUUGGAGUUGGCUGCCGCGUCGGAAUCUGCUUGCUCCGCUUAUGAGUACUACUUGAGGCUGCCGGAGCUGAGUAGGCUAUGGAGUUCUAAGGAGUUUCCUGACUGGAAGAAUGAAUGUCUGAUCAAGCCGGCUCUGCAGGGGCUGGAGACAACGUUCCGGUUCGUCUCUGUCGUCCUAUCGGAUCCCCGGCCGUACGCGAACCGCCGCGAGUGGAAGCGGAGGUUGGAAUCUCUCGCGAGGAGUCAGGUUGAGAUCAUAGCGAUGUUAUGCGAAGACGACGCGGAAGAUGAUGAGACGCGAGGCGCAGCUCCGAUUGUGGAUCUGACCUCUUCCGACGCGGUUUUGUCUCGCGAGAACAGCUCGGUGGAGGUGUGGAAGCUCUCCGACGAUACGACGGUGGUGAGCCGGACGAGCGAAGCUAGCCUGCUGCCCCGGCUCGGUACGUGGCGCAAAUCGGAGGACGUAGCUCGGAAGGUUCUAGACAGCAUCGAAAGCGAGAUGCAGCGGUGUCCGUACACUCUCGGAUUAGGCGAGCCGAAUCUGACCGGGAAACCGAGCCUCGACUACGAUUCGAUCGUCAGGCCGACGGAGCUUCACUCCCUGAAGAAAAGCCCCUCCGAUCGCCUCAACCUUCAGAACUACGAGAACCAGACACUGUACACAACUCUUCACGUGCUCGAAUCCUGGAUCUGCGCAUCGAAAUCGCUUCUCUAUCGGAUCUCGGAGAGAAUCGAUCGGAAGGAAUUUGACAAGGCCGGAAGCGAUUGUUGGAUCCUGGAGAAAGCAUGGAGGCUCCUAACCGAGAUUCAAGACCUGCACCUGUUGAUGGAUCCCGACGAUUUCCUCCGCCUGAAAAAUCAGUUGUCCAUCAAAGCAAUUUCCGAAACCGAGCUCUUCUGCUUCCGAUCCAAAGGAUUGGUGGAAAUCACGAAGCUCUCGAAGAGCCUGAAGCACAAAGUCCCCUGUAUCCUCGGCGUGGAAGUCGAUCCCAAAGGCGGGCCGAGAGUUCAGGAGGCGGCGAUGGAGUUGUUCCGGAGAAAAGACAGCGCCGAUAAGAUCCAUCUGGUUCAAGCGCUGCAAGCCAUAGAAAUGUCGUUGAAGCGGUUCUAUUACUCGUACAGGCAGCUUCUGGUUGUGGUCAUGGGGAGCUUAGAAGCGAAGGCGAAUCCGGCGACUGUGAACGCCGAUUCCGGCGAUUUGCUCGCACAAAUAUUUCUAGAGCCGACGUAUUUUCCGAGUUUGGAUGCAGCCAAGACGUUUCUGGGGGAGCAUUGGAGUCACGAUCACGGCAGGUGUCGUCCGGGAAAGGGGGAAAUGUCCCAAAAAUGAGUUGACUCGUAAAAUUCGUUCAACUCAGUGAUGCUGUGACUCGGACGUCUUUUCAGAGCGAUGUAUAUCAUCAUGUUCGUCUAAUCUUGGACUGUCCGUUAUGUAAUACGCCGAUAUUGAUUUAUUAACGUCAUACUUACUACUAAUACUCUGUAUUACGGAGUAAUCAUUAAUGGGCGCAUAUGCAUUUUGUCCCGGAUGUAUACAUUGGUUUUUUUGUUUGAAGUUAAGUAAUUGAUCGUUUAAAUAAAUGACUAAUGCUAAA